UUUACUUCCUGUUUUAGAGCACUAUUGACAUUUCUUAUACAGUCAUAUCUCACGUCUGUCAAACCGGACUUCUCUGGACUUUUUCAUUGUCUCUUAGUUUAUCUGUGCAGCAGAUUUAAGUGGGAGAAGAGGAAGCUGUUAGCGAACGCAAUGAGCGGGCUGCAGGAGCCCAGCAGCCGGACAGGAGAGAUGAUUUCUGGGCUGCUGUUGGUGCUGCUCGGAGGUCUGCUGGAGGUCUGCAACGGUGUGUCCGCAAACAGAGGCGGUUAUCCUUCCUUCACAGAUGAAGUUCCGUUUAAAAUCACCUGGCCAGGCUCUGAAUUCAUUCUGCCAACUUCAGGGGCACUUUACAGCGAAGAUGAUUUUGUCAUAAUGACAACAGCAGAGAAGGAGAAGUACAAAUGUCUGCUGCCCUCUCUGACAUCUAAAGAUGAGGAUGAUGAUAAAGGUUACACUGGACCCAGUCCAGACGAUCUGCUGGAACCUCUGUUCAAACGAAGCAGCUGCUCUUACAGGAUUGAGUCAUACUGGACUUAUGAAGUAUGCCAUGGAAAGCAUAUAAGACAGUAUCAUGAAGAAAAGGAGACUGGACAGAAAAUAAGUGUUCAAGAGUACUUCCUGGGGAAUAUGGUACAAACAAGCCAGUCAGCAGAGACGGAUCAAGCUGAAAAGAAAGAAAAUGCUAAAGCAACAGCAGAAACAGAAGUGCCCACUAAAAAUAUAGAGGGUCAGCUGACUCCUUACUACUCAUUGGAGAUGGGAAAUGGGACUCCUUGUGUGCUAAAACAGAACGAGCCACGCUCCUCAUCUGUGUUGUACGUCUGCCAUCCUGAGGCCAAACACGAGAUCUUAUCCGUUGCUGAGGUCACCACCUGCGAAUAUGAGGUUGUUGUAUUGACACCUCUGCUAUGUGCCCACCCAAAAUACAGGUUCAAGACCUCCCCAGUAAAUGCCAUCUUCUGCCAGGCUCUGGCCGGCUCCCCUCUGAGGCCCCAGCGGCUUGUCCAGUUAGACAAGGAGCAAGAGGAGCAGCUUAAGCCACCUUUCAGCACCGACACCAGAGAGGAGGAGGUGGCACCAGUUAGAGAGGAAGCUUUCACCUCUACUCACAAACCCAUGACUGUGGGAGGACAGUCUCAGGUCACCGUCGGCACCACUCACAUCUCUCGUUUGACAGAUGACCAGCUGAUCAAGGAGUUCCUCAGUGGCUCGUACUGUCUGCAUGGGGGGGUGGGAUGGUGGAAGUAUGAAUUCUGUUACGGAAAGCACGUCUAUCAGUACCAUGAGGACAAAGAGCAAGGAAAAAACAUUGUGGUUGUGGGAAACUGGAAUGCAGAGGAGCACAUCGACUGGGCCAAGAAGAACGUUGCCCGAUCCUACCAUCUUAAAGAUGACGGAGUACAGAAAGUCAAGUUGGUUUCCCACUUUUAUGGCCAUGGGGACGUGUGUGAUCUGACCGGGAAGCCCAGACAGGUCAUCGUCAAGCUGAAAUGUAAGGAGUCUGAGUCUCCCCACGCCGUCACAGUCUAUAUGCUGGAGCCUCAGACUUGCCAGUACAUCCUUGGGGUUGAAUCUCCAGUCAUAUGCAGAAUUCUUGACACAGCUGAUGAACACGGACUUCUGUCAAUCUCCAGUUAGACUGACAAGUAUCAUAUGAAGCACAUGAAGGACAAGAGUACACGUAAUUUGAUCAGAAGUCUGAUUGGUUGAAGAUGCCAGUGUGGACAGAGCCAAAACUGAGGUUCAACCUGAUCUUGAGGCUGGACUUUAUAAAAGCCGAGGAGCACAGCCUUAAUCCUGAAAUGUGCAGCUGGUGAAGCUACAUCAACUGAGUCCAACAGGCUAGUUAUAGCGCAAAGAGUGAAACAGAGCUUAUGACUCACUCCAAAUGAAAAUGUUGCCUCAAUUACAUAUCUAUGCUUCUCUUCACGCUGAUUAAUUGCAAGUUUU
Messenger RNA from Melanotaenia boesemani (Boeseman's rainbowfish), 1950 nucleotides. It is a transcript of the gene erlec1, whose product is annotated as endoplasmic reticulum lectin 1. The coding region runs from base 151 to 1638 and encodes 495 amino acids. The record is from RefSeq and is a predicted model, not a curated record. Gene Ontology annotation, biological process: retrograde protein transport, ER to cytosol; endoplasmic reticulum unfolded protein response. NCBI's taxonomy places the organism in Eukaryota, Metazoa, Chordata, Actinopteri, Atheriniformes, Melanotaeniidae. Gene Ontology annotation, cellular component: endoplasmic reticulum lumen. The transcript is spliced from 14 exons.